AGGAUGAAGACCAGACUGGGCUGCCUGUCCCACAAGUCGGACUCGUACAGCGACUUCAGCGAGUUCCUGCCCCCGGCCCACGAGACCACAGCGCGAUGUCAGAAGCUGUCCACAGACGAGGUGGUGCGGUGGUCCGAGUCUUUCAACGAACUCAUCUCGCACAAAUAUGGGCUGGUGGUGUUCCGGACUUUCCUGAAGUCGGAGUUCAGUGACGAGAACAUCGAGUUCUGGAUGGCCUGUGAGGACUACAAGAAGGUCAAGAACUCCACCAAACUGGCCUCCAAAGCCAACAAGAUCUACAAGGAGUUUAUCGACGUGCAGGCGCCAAGAGAGAUCAACAUCGACUACCGCACCAGGGAGCGGACUAAGCAGACCCUUCUGAUGGACCCCACCCCGACCUGCCUGAACGAGGUGCAGUCCAAAGUCUACAGCCUGAUGGAGAAGGACUCAUACCCGCGCUUCCUCCGCUCCAAGAUGUACCAGGACAUCGUAAACCGAUCGCACGUACAGGGCCAGAGGAGAUCGGUCUAG
This is a messenger RNA of Boleophthalmus pectinirostris (great blue-spotted mudskipper), 531 nucleotides long. Its product is annotated as regulator of G-protein signaling 8-like. The record is from RefSeq and is a predicted model, not a curated record. Bases 4 to 531 code for a protein of 175 amino acids. The transcript has 4 exons. Lineage: Eukaryota; Metazoa; Chordata; Actinopteri; Gobiiformes; Gobiidae.